This is a messenger RNA of Ixodes scapularis (black-legged tick), 2268 nucleotides long. It is a transcript of the gene Shmt, whose product is annotated as serine hydroxymethyltransferase. The transcript has 10 exons. Gene Ontology annotation, biological process: purine nucleobase biosynthetic process; folic acid metabolic process; protein homotetramerization. Bases 370 to 1812 code for a protein of 480 amino acids. Gene Ontology annotation, molecular function: mRNA 5'-UTR binding; cobalt ion binding; glycine hydroxymethyltransferase activity. The record is from RefSeq and is a predicted model, not a curated record. Lineage: Eukaryota; Metazoa; Arthropoda; Arachnida; Ixodida; Ixodidae. Gene Ontology annotation, cellular component: cytoplasm; nucleus; cytosol.
GCUACCACGCAGCGCGGGUGCGCGGGCGCGCGAGUGCGGCCAGUGCGGCCACCGGACGGCCAUCUUGCAUGUAGCGAAAUCGCGUUUCUGCGAGCGUUGCAGAGGCUGGCGGCAGCGUGCUGAAGACACGUUUACUACGCGUUCGUCGUCAUUCGUCGAAGUUUCUUAAACCCGCGACAAAGACGGGGUUUCAAACGUGCCGUGCCAUGCCGUGUUGCUGAAGGAACACAGCAGCCGACACAGCCGACAGCCGUCCCAGUAGCAACAGGUUGCGCAUACUUUGCGCGGGAAGCACCUAUUCUGACAUCUCAGCUUCGCCUGGCUUGACUUCCUGGUGGUACCACGACGGCCUGACAGCACGCUGCAACCAUGAGUGAACAUCACAACGGUGACGGCGCUUUAAAUCAGUCGGCCAUGGAGCCCGCAUUCAUGCAACGUCCUCUGGAGGAGUGCGACCCCGAGUUGCACUCGCUGGUGCUCCAGGAAAAGCAGCGGCAGCUCCGGGGCCUUGAGAUGAUCGCCUCGGAGAACUUCACUAGCCUGGCGGUCACCCAGUGCCUAGGCACGUGCCUCACCAACAAGUACUCGGAGGGAUACCCCGGACAGAGGUACUACGGCGGCAACGAGUUCAUAGACGAGAUCGAAAUCCUCUGCCAGAAGCGCGCCCUGGAGACGUUCCGCCUCGACCCCGAGCGCUGGGGGGUCAACGUGCAGCCCUACUCUGGUUCCCCGGCCAACUUUGCGGUGUACACGGGGGUGGUGGAGCCCCACGGCCGGAUAAUGGGGCUUGACCUUCCCGACGGAGGCCACCUGACCCACGGCUUCUUUACGGACAAGAAGAAGAUCUCGGCCACGUCCAUCUUCUUUGAGUCGAUGCCCUACAAGGUGAACCCGCAGACGGGGCUCAUUGACUACGACAAGCUCCAGCAGACGGCGCUGCUCUUCAAGCCCAAACUCAUCAUUGCGGGCGUGAGCUGCUACCCACGCCACCUGGACUACAAGCGCUUCCGGGAGAUCGCCGACGAGAACAACUCGCUGCUCAUGGCGGACAUGGCGCACGUGAGCGGCCUGGUGGCCGCGCAGGUGGCUCCCAACCCGUUCGAAUACUGCGACAUCGUCACCACCACCACCCACAAGACCCUGCGCGGCCCCAGGGCCGGCGUCAUCUUCUACCGCAAGGGUGUGAGGUCAGAGACAAAAGCCGGCGUGAAGGUGAUGUAUGACCUCGAAGAGAAGAUCAAGCAGGCGGUGUUUCCGGGUCUCCAGGGUGGUCCCCACAACAACACCAUCGCCGGCAUAGCGGUGGCGCUGAAGCAGGCCAAAACCCCGGAGUUCAAGGCCUACCAGGAGCAGGUGGUGAAGAAUGCCAAGAUGCUGGCCAAGGAGCUGCAGGCCAAGGGCUACACCUGCGUGUCUGGCGGCACGGACAACCACCUGGUCUGGGUGGACCUGCGCCCGACGGGGCUCAACGGAUCCCGGGCGGAGCGUGUGCUGGAGCUCAUGUCCAUUGCCUGCAACAAGAACACUGUGCCGGGAGACAAGAGCGCCCUCAACCCCGGCGGCAUCCGGCUGGGCACCCCUGCCCUCACCACCAGGGGGCUCAAGGAGCAGGACAUGGCCACAGUCGCCGAGUUCAUCCACAAGGGCUUGCAAUUCGCCCUGGAAGUGAAAGCGGGCUCAGGACCAACCCUGAAGGACUUCAAGACGAAGCUGGAGACGGAUCCGGCUUGCGUCGAUCGAGUCAGGGAACUGCGCGAGCAAGUCGAGAACUUCGCACUCACUUUCUUCAUGCCCGGCUACGAGAAGGUGUGAGCGGCGUGGCGACGGACUGCCUUACAAUGAUGCCAUGCAACGAUGCUUCACCCGUCCUCCGUUCACCGCGGAAGCCAGUGCCCAAUAGUUCUGUCAAAACAUUUUUUUUUACCACUCGUUCACUCAUUUUCGCAUUUUUUCUGAACCGUUCGCUCGCCUAAUGGAACAUUUUUCGGACCGAUCGGGCAGUCCAAACUUUCUUCUGUACAAAUAUUUUGUUUUGAUACGAGCAUAAGGUUUACAACUGGUGCUUUAUUUACUUAUGCGUCGUUUUCCGAUUGGUCCUUGUCGUCCGCAACAGUUCAGCCCUUUACUUCUUUUUUCACGAACGUACGGUGCUUUGAAACGUUUGUGUCGAGCCGGAUGACCGGUUUCUCUUUCUCACAAUUUUUAAUGUGGUGGGCAUCGUUGGAGCAUUCUGAACAUAAAAUGUAUUUUUUUACACUUUUUGCUAAA